AUCCAGCAUCAUGACGCUCCAAACCCCAGCCCUGUGCUGUUUUUAUACCUCCUGUCAGCUCACAUCACUAUUGUACAAUGAGGCUCUCUGGAGUCUCAAAAGGGGCCAAUUGUAAUUUACUGUCCUCUGCUCCCUGUGUCACCAACAGAGAUCAGCACAGUCAGCAGUACAGGACAGCGAGAGGAUCUUCACUGAGAUGAUCCGCUCCAUUGAGAGAAGACGCUCUGAGGUGACAAAGCUGAUCAGAAAUCAGUUGAAGGGUGCAGUGAGUCAGGCUGAAAGAGACAUGGAGAGAAUGAAACAGGAGAUCUAUGAGCUGAAGAGGAGACACUCUGAGCUGGAGCAGCUUUCACACACAGAGGAUCACAUCCAUUUCCUCAAGAGUUUCCAGGGUCUUCCUGUUGUCCCUGAAGCUGGAUCUGGACCCAGAAUCUCUGUCUAUCCACGCUGCUCUUUAGAGAACGUGAGGAAGGUGGUUUCUGAACUGAAGGAUCAACUGGGAAAUGUUUCCAAAAAGAAAAUGGCAGAGAUCCAUCACACAGUUACCAAAGACACCAUCCUACCGGUAUUAGUGACCAGGACCAGAGCAGAAUUCUUACAAUACUCCUGCCAGCUGACGCUGGACCCCAACACAGCAUACACAUACCUGUCUCUGUCACGGGGGAACAGGAAGGUGACACAUGGGACAAAGCAGCCAUAUCCUGAUCAUCCAGAGAGAUUUGACUACUGGAACCAAGUUCUGUGCAGAGAGAGUCUAACUGGUUGCUGUUACUGGGAGGCUGAGUGGAGUGGAGGUGGAGCCCUGAUAGGAAUGACUUAUAAAGGAAUCGGGAGGAAAGGAGACAGUGCUGACUGUGUGCUUGGAGCCAAUGACAAGUCAUGGAUGCUGCGCUGCACUCCUGACAGUUACUCUGUUUGUCACAUUGCUGAACAGCCUGUCAUAUCGAUAAAACCCUCAGGCUCCCGCAGAGUAGGAGUGUAUCUGGACUGGGCGGCUGGUACUCUGUCCUUCUACAGAGUCUCCUCUGAUGGACUGACCCUCCUGUACAGCUUCACCUCCUCAUUCACUGAACCCCUCUGCCCAGGGUUUGGGGUUUCUUAUGGAAACUCCUCCGUGUCCCUGUGCAUGCUGGGAUAGCUCACUUUGUGCUGGAGGAAUCAUUUUUACCUUAUCAGAGUGUCACAUGUCGCUGCUUCUCCAUGCAAAAAAGGUAAAAUCUGCUUUUUAACCAGUAUAACCCUUUUUACUCUGUCUGAAGUGUAACGAGUGUCAAACAAAAUAAGUGACUGGGUUCAGCAAACUGAACAAACAUGCAAAAUGACUGUUUUUCUGUCUGAUUAAAACGUAAAAUGUAAUCCUGAUUAGGGGAGGGGGGGGCUUUUCCCCUCCCCUGUAUAUGUACAUUUUAUAUAUUUCUGUCUCUAUUGUAUUUGCUACCUGUGCACUGACAAUAAAGGCUUCCUAUUCUAUCAUA
Messenger RNA from Paramormyrops kingsleyae, 1475 nucleotides. The record is from RefSeq and is a predicted model, not a curated record. Lineage: Eukaryota; Metazoa; Chordata; Actinopteri; Osteoglossiformes; Mormyridae.